This is a messenger RNA of Closterium sp. Yama58-4, 7305 nucleotides long. Lineage: Eukaryota; Viridiplantae; Streptophyta; Zygnematophyceae; Desmidiales; Closteriaceae. The record is from the annotation of a GenBank genome assembly.
AUGGAAGUCCCGGAUUUCGAUAGCAGUACCGAAUACGACAGCAGCACCAUAUCCCGAACCACGUCGCAGUCCUCCCGAGCCACCGCGCAGUCGCCGAGCCUCCAAGCUCGGCGGUCGGGUCCAGCUCCGUCCAGAGGCUUGGGAGGAGGGAUGGGACAGUUGGCAGGAACGCAGCCAGUUAAGGACCUGCUAGACGUGUUCAUUGACGAGGUGGAGAGUUCGCACAAGCGAAAGUCCAAGAGCAAGUCCCACAGACACAAGGGGUCAACGGGAGAAGCUGGGGCAUUGGGAGAGACUGGGGUAGGGGGGAGGGCUGGGGCAGCGGAAGAGACUGCGGGAAGGGGAGGGGCUGGGGAAGAAGGAACUUCAGGGGCCGCAGGAAUUGGGGCAGCAGAUACUGGGGCGUUGAGAGGAGAGGAGGUGACGGGAGCAACAGCAGGGGCGUCCCAGCGCGAAAAAGAAGAGGGAGGAGCAACAGACGGGCGGAUGGUAGCCUGCUCAGCAGAUUCAGAGCAUCUAGACAAUCCCAAGGGCGGCUCGGGGAAGCCUGACAAUCCCGAGGCUGUUUCAGGGGAGGCUGAAAAUUCCGGAGCUGCACAACAGGAUACAAGGAAACUAGCAGGCUUGGGUUCGGAAUCUACUGACCAGGCUGGGAGCUUCGGUGGUGUGGUUCGGGCCAGCUCUGGCGAGGCAGAAGCAGGGGCGGGUUUCAAGGGAGAGGAUGGGAGAACAGGUUCGGGAAGGGACGGACCUGUCGUCCGAACCUGGGAGUUAGACCCGGAGCGCCGAGCCAAGAGCUGGCGAAGAGACGUAGAAGCCGAAUCUUCUAGGGGUGAAAAGAAGAGAAGAGGCUUGGAGACGCAGGCAACAGCUCCGGAACCAGGAGGUGUGGGCAAUGGGGGCAGGGAAGGGGGCGAGUGUGCAGGAGGUGAAUCUGUAAGCAGAGGAUCAACGGUUGUGAUUGACUCUCGCGCGAAGGCAGCUAAUGUGGCACGUCAGAUGGAGGAGACAACUGAGAGCGGGGGAGAGGAUAGAAGGGAGGGCGGAGGCACGUACGUGAAUUUUGAGGUGCCUCUAGAGUCGUCUGGUGGAGGGGAGGGUGGAGGAGGCACGUACCUGUUUGCAAUGAAGCUUCGGCGGGUGAGGAGCUCGGGAGACGUCACUAAAGGGGAUGUUUCUAAAGGGGAUAGUGUUUCUAGCGGAAAUGCUUCUACUGGGGAUGCUGCACCUGCGAGUGCUGGGACGAAGGGCAGGCAGGAGGGAAAGGGGAGCCUAUUUAGUGUGAUGGAGCAUGGGAGUGGCAGUGCUGUGGUGCAGAGGAAGCGGUUCCUGAGGGGUGAGGAGGUAGCAGAAGGAGAAGACGAGAGGGAAGGAGGCCAGAGGCACCGAGUGCAGAGGGGCGGACUGGAGGGUGCUUGUGAUGCGGAGGAGAAUGAUGAUGGUGGUAGUGGUGAUGGCGGUUAUGGCGGGGUUUCACACUCGUUUAAGUGCAUAAGCAGCACCAAUAAAGCCACCCAAUUAAUGGCAAGAUCGCGCAGCGAUCCUGACGCUCCAUCCGCAUCCCUGCUCGAUCCAACGGAUGACGUCACCCUUCCUCCUCCCCGCUUCCCCACCCAUCUGUCCACCCCUCCUCGCCUCUCCACUCCCCCACGCCCGCGCUCUCGAGGAGGCUACAGUAAACUGCAGGUAGAUCUAGCGAUUGUCACCACUGUAGCGGAUUUUAUCGGAUUUGAUUUGUUUGGGGAUGGGGAGGAGGAGGGGGAAGUUGUAUCUGGGGAAGGUGGGUCUGGGGCAGGUGGGAUGGAUCUGUGGGGUAUGGUUGCUGCUGUGGGUGGGUCGCUCUGGCCUAUGAGUGACUGUAUGGAGGGGGAAGAGGCAGCACAGGUUGGUAAGGUGCAAUUGAAUGCCGCAGAGGUGCUUGUGGUUGAUUCUACAAAGGGUGACUGUAUGGAGGGGGAAGAGACGGCACAUGAGGUGCUAGGUGACGCAGCAGGUGUGCAAGAGGUGAGUGGGAAGGAUGUGACUGAAAAGGAUGUGAAUGGGGAGGAUGUGAUUGGAGAGAAUGUGACUGUAACGGCAGCUGAAGGGGUGAGGGAAAGCAGUGGGCAGGCAGAGGCGACUGUAGAAAAUGUGACUGUAGAGAGUGUGAGUGCUGCUGAGGAUGUUUCUGGUGGCGAUGUGACCUUAGAGGGGGUGGGGAGCGAGAAGGUGAAUAUAAGGGAGGUGAUUAUAGCAGCCUCUGAGCUGUGGCGGGACGUGAUUGAACACAGGGAGGAGGUGGGGUUGGCUGUAGAGGGGGCACUGGUGGACAGGGUUACCGCACAGGGUGCGGUGACUGUAACAGAUGUAACUAUUGGUGAGGGGGGAGUGGAACGAAGGGUGGUGGGUGAGGAAGUGGGUGCUGAUGUGGCUGCUGAUGUGGAUGCUGGUGGGACUGCUGACGUGGAUGAAGACCAUGAGGUGCUGAGCUGGCAAGAGGACGGAAUCGCGCUGGUGGCAGCAGCGGCGGAAACGAUUGGAGGGCUGCUGAAGCCACGACCGAGGCGGAAUCAGCAGCAGGAGGAAGAGCAGGAGCAGCAGCAGCAGCAGCAGCAGCAGCAGCAGCAGCCAGAGCAGGAGGAGCAGGAGAAGCUGCAGGGAAAGCAGCAGCAGCAGCAGCAGCAGCAGCAGCAGGAGCAGCAGCAGCAGGAGGCCUAUUUUCCUGUACCGAAGCAUUGGGUUUCUCACCUGCUACUCUCUGGAUGGAAGCUGCUACACUCAGCUGCAGGGUUCUGCGGAGGGCAGGGGGCGAAAGAGGGAUCAAAAGAGGAGGGGAAGCGAGAGGAGGGGAGUGGUGGAGAGGAGGGGAAGCGAGAAAAGAGGAGCGAGGAAGAGGGCACGCAAGAGGAAUUGGGGAGUAGUAGGUGUGACUGGUUGGAGGGGAGUGUGAGUGUGAGGGAGUGUGAGGAGGUGUGUGAGGGGAUGCUGAGAACAAUAAACGCCAUGCAGUUGCGGUUGAAGCUGUCUCGACCAACAGAUUGCUGUUGGCACAGAGAAGAUUGCUCUUCUCUAAAGGAGCAGACUUGUUGUGGGCAAGUGUCUGAAACGAACAUGCUCGUUUCCCUGGGGUUCUCAGGGCUGGUGGCAGUGGCAGGCAUGGUGAGGGCGAUAGAGGCUGUGGCAGACGUUGAGGAGGUGUCUUGUGAGGCGCCUGUCAUGGGGAAGCGGGGAGAAAAUUCAGGGAUGAAGGGAGACCAAGCACAGGGACGGGCAAGGAGAGACCUGGAACGUGUGCAAAGCAGGGUUGCGUUUCUCAGCAGCAGACGUGUGAGCAGUGAGCAAAGCGCUGCUGCUACUGCUGCAGGCGUAGCGCUGCACUUGGCGCGUGAAAUUGAGGUGCUGGUGCUGCUGCCUGGGCAUUUAGGUCCUGAUGCCGCCUAUGCGAUUCUGCUGAGAGGAGGGGACGGUUCAGGAAGUGCAAGACGAGGGCUGUUGCUCAGCAGAAUUCUUUUCCGGGCAGCCCAGCUUGGCUGGGUGUUGAUGCUGCACAGACAAGUCAUGAUAGCUGACUUUCAUGCACAGCGUGAUGGUGGGGAAGAGAGCGAGUGUGAGGGGUUUAAGUGUGAGGAGAGUAAGUGUGAGGAGAGUGGGAGUGAGGGGUUGGGCUUGUUAGAGCAGGCAAGCCUGCAGGCUGUGCACCAUUUCACCGUUCACUCUCUCACCCUUUCCCUUGCUGACGUGGCAGCUGACCUGGACUCGCAGCUUGCCAAGCUGGCAGACGCAUUCCUCCGCCGCUCUGCCUGCAGUGACCCUGCCAGUGCUGACGUGGCACUUGCGCAUUGGCUGCUGGACGCAGGGCAAGAGCUGAUAACCCACUCCCAUUGGCCCAAACAAGGAGCUGCUAAAGGGAACCCAGGCGUUCCGAGUGUUACACGUGUUACCAAUGUUACAGCAGCCAUGCACCGGCCGUCCACCACUGCUGCAUCCCCCACCUCUCCCGUUUCAAACCGCCCUGCUCCAGUCCUACCCGCCCUGCCUCUACUGCCCCCCUCGCUGACCUCUCGCCUGCAGCAGCUAGUAGCGGCUAUGGCCCUGCUAGUCCCUGCACAGGCGCACGUGCACGGCACGGCUUCUGAACCGCAUCACAACCCACUGGUCCUCACACAGCAAGCGCACUCUGUGCGGGACGAACAGGGGAGAGGCAGUGGCGGUGCCGUGACAGCAGCAAGCAGUCUCUGUGUGCCGUGGCUUCACCUGUGCUCCCAGGCUCUCCCUCUCAUGUCAGACAUCCAAGCCAGCCUCCAGUUGACUGGUGCGUCAAUCCAAAGCUCAUCUCUACCACACCUGCGCACAGCAGCAGCUCUUUCUGUGGCUACUGUGCUUCUUCCAACGCAGAGCUUUUCCCUGGAACUCCAGCAACUGCGGCCCUUCCCCCUAGAGCCCCAGCUCCCCACAGCAGCAGCUGUUCCUGUGGUGUCUGCGCUGCUGCUGCGAUGUCUCUUGAGGCUUGGGGAUGCGGUUGCAGCGGUGUUUGGGGAGUCUGGUGGGGGGAAGAGGGAAAGGGGGAGAAAGAGGAAGGACGAGACGGGUGGCAGAGGGAGUAAAGAAAGUGGCAGAGGUGGCAAGAGCUUUGGAUUGGAGGAGCUUUGCUGUGGAUGGGUGUAUUUGAGUGAUGGUGAUGCUGGUUCUGCUGCUGCUGGCAGUUCUGACUAUGCUUCUGGCAUGCGUCCUACUUCACACUCCUCUCCUUCCCCCCUAGCCUCUGCAACAGCGUCAGCAGCAGCAGAAAUCGCCCUCCUGUCUUUGCUCCACCGUAUACCCCUCCCUUCGUGCCCCCUGAAUGGAGCGGAACAAGGCAGAGAAGGGGAGGGAAGCGUGGGAGGAAGGGGGGAGAGCGGGGGUAGGGACAGAGGGGGGGAGGAGCAGAGGGAACGAGGGGAGGAGGGAGAACAAGUCAGGGAUCCGUUGCUGGAUGGGGGUCAUCUGCCUGUUCUCUUUGGCGAUCUCUGUGCCUCCAUCUGCUCCAAUGCUGCUGCUGCCGUUGCUGCUGCUGCUGCUGCUGCUGCAGUCGCCAGCCAGUGCAACGAAUCCUGCACAUGUGGUUGCAGCGAGUGGGCCGGCAGUGCAGCAGCGGUGGCUCACACUGUCCUGCAUGCUCUCUCCCUGGAGCUCACUCUUUCCCUUGGACUCCAAUCCGCAGCAGCAGCAGUGGUGGCUCACACUGUCGUGCAUGCGCUCUCGCUGGAGCUCACUCUUUCCCUUGGCCUGCAAUCUGAGGGCACACAGGAGCGACUCACCUCAUCAGUACAGGGAGCGACCCGCCUCUCACACUUACUUAAGAGCCACUUAGCCGUGCUGCAGCAAGCAGCCAACCAGGGCUGUGGAGCCCCUAGGUUCUUCCUCGCGAUGACAGAUGGUGCUACGCUAUUCGCCCAGCUGGCAUACCACAGCCAUAGAGUGCUGACCAAGUGCUCAGGAGGUCGGGGGAUCGAAUCCGGCUGGGUUGGAAAAGUCACAGAAGCUGCUCUCUCCCUGCCUGUGCUUCCAGGCUUCAGUGACUCUGUUGGGGAACGUGCUCCUUUUGGGGUGGCUAGGGGCGCUGCCUCUGGUGCAGAUAUGAGUGUGCUGUCGCUGAUCCCCGUUCUCUCAGUGUUUGCAGUCAAGCACCAGACGCUUGCUGCUGCUGUGGGAGAGUCGGCAGCGUCGGCAGGAGGGAUACGAGGAACAGGAGAGGCAGAUGCUUCGGAGGCGACCGACGCUGUGCCGGACCUGCCGUUCAGGCUUGGGAAGCGCUUCUACAACAUUGAUUCGAUGCUGAACAUGCGCGAACCUGCUGCUACUGCCUCGGGAGUUGGAGGGGUUGGGGCCGGUGGGAAGCUGUUUUCGGGGUAUUUGGAUAGGAAGGGUCGUGGAAGGACCCUCAUUGAUGGUGCAGUGGUGGGUUUGGCAGUGGGAGCAGGGGGGCCAGGGAAGGCAGUGGGGACAGCGGGGGCAGCGGGGGCAGCGGGGGCAGGGGGGGCAGGGGGGAUGGUGGUGCGGACAGCGGGGGCAGUGGAGGCGGUGGGUGUGGAGGAGAAGGUUCCAGGGAGGAGAGAAGGGGAAAGAGAAGGGAGUGAGGGUGAGGCUGCUACUGCGGAAGGAGGUUUGUCUGGAGUGCAUGGAGAAAGGUGUAAUAGCCAGUCAGCACCGGCAGAAGAAGCAGCAGCAGCAGCAGCAGCGGCAGCAGCAGCAGAAGCAGCACCAGAUGGUGACAAUAACAAUGGUGACAGGAAUGACGAAGGUGACAACAAAGAGGGGGAGGGUAACAACCAGGAGGGUGACUAUCAGGGUGAGGGUGGCAAAAAGGAGGGUGACAAUAGCGAGCAUGAUAGUGAGAAGGACGGCAGUAUCGAGGGUGACAAUUUCGAUGGUGGCGAGAGUUUAACAUUAGGUUCGGAGCAUCCGGACCUUCUGCAGUUUGACGAGGUUUUCCGAGCCAAGCAGGCUCGGCGGCAGUGCCAUGCCGAAGCUAAGGCUGCCGUGGCUGCAGCUUUGGACGCUCAGGAUGACCUGGCAGACGCCGAAGCUGCACUGGAGGAAGCUUCCAAGGAAGUUGCACGGCUCACGGCAUGUACUGACACUGAGCAUAAAGGCACAAGCUUGGAGGUGCUUGUAAAGGGGGAAGGGGUUGCUGGUAACCAGGUGGCAUUUGAGUUGACUCAAAAGACGGCACGUACUGACAAUGAGAAUAAUGACACAAGUCUGGAGGGGCUUGUAAAGGGGGAAGGGGGUCCUGGUAACCAGGCAGGGGUUGUGGUUACGGUUGAUGGGGAAACUGAGGGGAGCAGCAAGGGAAGCAAGACAGCGGAAGGUGAAGGAGACGGGAAUGGAGAGGAGGGGGAGGAGGAGGGAGUGACUGAGGGAGAGGAGGGAAUUGCUGAAGGAGAGGAGGUGGGGGGCAGAAGUGCAGUGACAGCUGAAGAAGUGGACAGUAAUGCAUUUCUUUCUUCUGCCCGUUCUUCUGCCCUAGCUGUGCUAGAACGAGCUCAGCUUGCCCGCAACGAAGCUGCUGCCCGGAUGCGCGCCCAGCGGCGUCGGGCAGCUGCGAAAGUUUCAGAACUUGAAGCUGCCCGGUCCCUCUACACCACGUUGCUUCGGGCAAAAGAAAAGCGGGUGGCUGAAAUAAAUAGCGCUGCUUAUGGGUUGAUUGGGGAGAUGAAGGCGGCAACUGGAUGUGUAACACCGGGUGUGGUAACCCCACGAGCGGGAUCUGCUGCUAGUAGCGAGUUGCUUGAUGUGCAACACUGCACAGAUGGUGUAGAGGGUGACAAUAAUGAAGUGGGCUAA